Molecule: messenger RNA, 4420 nt
Organism: Schistosoma intercalatum
Lineage: Eukaryota; Metazoa; Platyhelminthes; Trematoda; Strigeidida; Schistosomatidae
Source: the annotation of a GenBank genome assembly
UAUUUAACAAAAUGGGAAAAAAAGAUAAGUAAUAGUUUAUAUCACUCUAUAGAAUAAUGAGUCUGUUUUAAAAUAUUACAUAUUAUUUAUAAACUAAUUCAUGUAUGAUAUAAAAUUUACAACAUAUUACAUCUUGAGGAAAUAUUAUGCUUUAAUAUUAUUAUUGAUCAAUGAACAAAUUGAUUUGGAUUUGGUUAGUCUGUCUAGUUUUUAUUCCAGAACAUGUAAUACCAUCAUCGGAGAAACGUUUAAUUAAACAACUAAUUGAUAAUUAUGAAAAAGCUGGUAAAAUUGGACGCCCAGUAAAAAAUACUAAAGAUCGUGUAGUUGUUGGUUAUGGAUUGUCAUUAUUUCAAUUAUUAGAUUUAGACGAGAAAAAUCAAAUAUUGACAAUAAAUGUUUGGGCAAAAUAUACAUGGAUUGACCAAUUACUUCGUUGGGAUCCAGCUAAUUAUUCAAAUAUACGUGAAGUACGAAUUCCACCAAGUGUAAUAUGGACACCAGACAUUGUACUUUAUAAUUAUGCUGAUGAACGUUUAAAAGAGAAACGUGAUGUUAUGUUGAAUGUUGAUUAUAUGGGUCGAGUAUUUUGGAGUCCACCAGCUAUAUUUAAAUCAAACUGUCCAAUUGAUAUAAAGAAUUUUCCAUUUGAUUAUCAACAUUGUUUCUUAAAAUUUGCAUCAUGGACAUAUAACAGUGAACAAUUAGAUUUACAAUUUUUAGACAAUCGUACUGAAGUUGAUAUAGAUCAGUAUACAUCAAGUAAUGAAUGGUCACUUGUGGCUAGACCAGCAUAUCGAUUUGUUAUGUUAUCUGAUGAAUGCGGUAAAGAAAUACCAGAUUUAACAUUUUUCUUAUUCUUAAAACGUAAUCCUGCUUUCUAUGGAUAUUUAUUAGUGUUUCCAUGUGUAUUACUAAGUGUGAUUACAACAGUGAUAUUUUGGUUGCCUCCACAAAUACCAGCUAAAAUGAUACUUAGUAUGAAUAUAUUUGUGGCAUUUUCGUUGUUAUUAAAAAUACUUGCUGUUUCUACACCAUCAGCUUCAACAAUUGUACCAUAUUUGGGUUACUUUUAUUGUUUAAAUAUGACAUUACUUAGUUUGUCAACAUUUGCUUCGACAAUUGUUGUACACUUACACUUUCAACGAGUAAAAUCGAAACACGUACCACCAUGGCUUAUACAGGUGGUUAGAUUUUUUGCUACAUUGUUACAUGUUUCGAAAUUGGAACCACCUGUAGUGGCAGAUACCAAUCAAAAACUGAGUGUUGUUGAAGCACAAAUUAAAAAUGCCAAGAUGAAACAAAGUAUAAAAUCGGAAAAUCUACUUGAUACGUGGUCAUCGAAUCAACAAUUACCACCAUCUAAUCCGCAGUCAAAUUUGAUCCAUUCUGCUGGUGUAGAAACACAAUGGGAUUACAAUAAGACUUCAUCUACUGAAGAGUAUCUUUUAAAUCCUAACGAAUUAUCUGUUCUACAAAAGCAACAACUUUCAAUGCUAUCAGAUGGUUCACGAAUAUCUUAUUCCACUGGUGUGAAUGGCUGCCAAUUUUCAAGUCAUCACUAUCCGAACCAAAACUAUUUACAACAAAAAAGUAUUCCAUGGGGCGAUUAUGCUAUGAAUCAGCCAAAUGAGUCUGGAACAGUUAAGAUACAUGAUAAGUUGCUUAAAAAAUUCCUACAAUCUAAACAACAAUCAAGAAGAUCUACAAUUCAACUUGAGUUCAAUUUGGGUGACUUAUGUAAUGCAUUAAAACAAUUGAUGCUGAAAAUAGCUAAAAAAGAUGAAAUAGCUCAGCGUGAUCGCGAAUGGCGGUUAGUUCUAAUGACGAUUGAUCGUUUGUUUUGUUGGUUCUACUCCAUUGUAGUCAUUGUUGCAGGAGUGUACUUAUUGUUCCCUAGAGGGCGUUCGCAUACAGUCAACGAAAUUAUAGCAAUGCAUCAAGAAGCCUACGAUAUACGAAAUCAAGCUGUUGCAAAGCAGUGUAUGAUGGGAUACUCCAAAACAAUAUAACACUUUGGGUGGAACCUUCCCACUUAACCUUCUCAUUGAGACCAUCUGAUUUUUUUCACCUCGUUACGUCUCGUUAUUUUUAGUUCGUAAUCGUUUACCUUAAUAUCAAUCGUUCAGUAUUUAAUGGCCUAAUUUUAAGGUUAAACAGUGUUCGCGUUACGGGUUCAUUUUAUCCUUCAUGUUCUAUCAUAUUGAUUACUUGAAGUAGAAAUUUUGUUUUAAAUCUACUAUACUCAAAUAUUUCUUCUUUUUAAACGAAGUUAUGCAUUUCUGAUUUUCCAUCUUCACUCAGUCAUUAACUUAGUAAAUAUUUAUUAAUUCAGUUUUUUUAUUUUGAAAAAGGCCUAAAAGUAUUGAAUUCCUUCAAAGACUAGUUUGGACAACAAAACAUCCAAUCACUGCAGAAAUGAGUAUUUUUAUGGGUUGGAUUUUAAAGGAUUACUAACUACAUUUAUCUGAGUUAUAUCCUUAUGCUAUAAACCUGUACUUAUUACAAAAUAACUAAGUAUGAUCUGAUGCUCCAUAUCGUAGAAAAUUACCGAGCACGUUAGGUGGUUAAAAAUUUAUUAUUAAGCUGAAUGCUGCAGUAUAUAUGCUAAAAUAAAAGAAUUACAUCAAAUAAUUCAUGGUCAUUCCCAACGCACACAUGUACUGUCAUUUCUUUUAAAUUAUUAGUCAUUAUAAGGUGUUAGUACUUUUCUCAAUAGUCGACAAUAUAACUUCCUAAGCUGUUUAGUUUUCUCCCUAAGUUUAACCGAAGAGGUUGUGAGGUCGGUAAAUAUUUUAUUAUAUCUGAAUUUAGCAACUGUCGUAACGAAACUGCAGAACUUACAAGUUUAGAAAAGUAGUAGGAUGAUUCAAAAAUCCAGUCAAACUAAAAGAUAGCUUUCUAAGUAAGUGAACAAGUUUUGUGUAUGAUACAUUCAAUAAAUGAUUUCAUAUUGAAUAUUUGCCACAAACAAAAUGUAAGCAAAGAAUAUUGGUGAUUAACGAUUUCCAAUCUUGAAAGAAAACAUGUCAAUGAUUGUCUAACAUAGAUAAAACUGGUGACCUUAAGGGGUUGAACGUAGUCAAUCCCGUUGGCUCAGCACCCAGAAUAUUGUCACGGCUGAUCAUCGCCUUUGUGCAGGGCUUAACUGCAAGUAGUGACAGGUUUCCUUACAUUAGUAAAUAUAAAAAUCUCAAUCAUGUUUGUCAUCUUUGACUUGAUAGCCAGAGAAGAAUUGAUUAUAUAAGCACUCGACUGAGAACAUUCCUAAAUGUAUGUUUGAAAAAUUGAAUUAACGGACAUGUAUAAUAGUAGUAAAUAAUCACACGAUUGAGCACAAAUUAAACAUGAGUACUGAAUUAAUGCAUUCGACAGUAACAUGAUCUGUCAGAGUGAGUUCUCCAAAUGUGUUUACAGGUGUGUGGGUUUAACAGAUUUGUAUAAAACCCCAUCGUAAUCCGAUGGAACAAUUAUUUAGUUUCAAUUGAUCAUUUUGGUCACUACCAAUGUUUCCAUGACAAUCUUCAUUCGUUUCGUUAUUUGGAUUGAGUAACUGUAGUAUUUGUAAGAACUAAUGAGUCCUUUGUACUUGAUUACCCGCUUAUUAGGAUUUCCAAAUACAAUACGUUCGUUUGUGCUCAUCUUGUUCUGUCUGGCUUAAAUUGCAAUGUUUCGGGAAUUCCUAGUUAGUACACUGAUUCAAAUACUUCUAAUCAUCACAGCAACUUCUACUGUUCUUGAAAACCCGUCAAUAACCCAAUAAUUACAAGUAAGUGUUAGCUGUUAAGCUCUAGAAAAGGCUUAUUUGCGUUCCUGAAAAAUUUGACACAACCUUUUUUUCCUUGGCCGAAAAUAGCUUCUAGUAUCCAAUAUCUUGGUGACGAACUUGUAUAAGCCAGUCUAUUACUUUGCGUUUGCUUCUUGUUGUUUCAAUGCAGUUCCAAAUGAUUUUACUAACUGUUCACAGCCUGUAUUUGUUUACCGUUCUUUUCACCCUAUCGUUUAUUUUCUUCACUAUUUAAAUAUUUUUGCAUUUCAUAUUAUGGAAAUUUAAUGAUAUUCAUUGAUUAGUAAUUUGUUGUCUAUUUAUCAUAAUUUGACCUACUCUCCAUGUUGAAGUAUUGAUUAGAACCUUUAUUUCCUCAAUUUCCUUAUCACUACUAGCACAUCUGCUUUCUUACUAUCAAUUUGUACUUUUUACCAUUAUGUUUAGUAGUAUAAUCUACUUCUUUGGGAUCAGUGACACAUUAACUACCCUGUCUCAUUUAAUAUUUUUACAUAACGAUACUAAAAUUCCUGGAUAUCAGAGUGAAGUUUUAUGACAAUCUAAUUGUAAACGGAACUAUUCACCCUUAUGUGUUAUUAUAUUUUAUAUUCAAAAGACUUUAUUUGUGACGAAAUGUAACUAUCACAUAGAAAA